AUGGAUGCACGCUACAGGAAAAUGGCACAGUUGUUGGACAAUGAUGAAGUUUUGGAAAAAGUUGGGGUAACAACAAAGUCCAGUCCACAGGGUGAUCAUCCACCAUGGCAAGAUUUUACUAAGUCUCAUCUAGAACCAGAUAAUGGAUUGCUGAGAAUACAGCUGAAGAAAAUGCAGUCUGAAAAGGUGCAAACCACAGAAGAAUGGCUUAGAAACUACAGUUUAGAAUCUUUGCAGUUGACAUUAGAACAUCUGAUAAGUGAAGGCAGUCUGAUUUUGAAUUCAAGAAACAAUGCUGAAGAGAUAGAGUUCACAGAAGAAACCGUUACUGAUUUUGAGUCCAGACUUUCUGAAGUGAUUGAACUUUAUCAGCAGCGAAUUCAGUGGCUGUUGCAGGACAGCAGAAAGGUGUUUGGCCUUAUAGAAGGAAGCAAAGUUGGACUUGUAGUUGAUGUGUCUCAUACAAGUUACGGACCUAGCCUACGAGAUUUUCAAUUGGCUGGAUUGCAUUGUCUCUGUACUACCUCCCCAAUAUAUGAAUCUUGCUUAAUAGAUGAACAGCUAUGUUAUAAGAAGCAAUUGUACUGCCUCUCAUUUGGGACAGAAAUCUCACUUCUGUGGGAAAGUCCAAAAAACAUCAGUGUUCACAUGCUACAUGAAGCAAGACAGUGGAUACGACAGCUGGAGCCUGCUCAAGGUUGCAAUUUGCUGAAAGCCUUAAAACACAUUCUAACAGUGAAAGAACUGAAUUCUCUGGUUCUUGUUGUAGGAAGCUGCCCUGAUCAGUCUUUGGAAAUAUUGUCUGACUACACUCAGCAGUGUAUGCUGGGGAGAAAAUUGCAGACUCAUGCGAUUAUAUAUGAUUGCAGCAAUCCUUCUUCUGUUACAGUUCUGAAGAACCUCACAGAAGCUCUAAGAGGCCGUUAUCAUUGCUACUCUUCAAAGGGAGAGAAUUUUGAUAGUAGUGAUAUCCAUCUUCUACUUCAGGAAUCCCAGAAGGCAAAGGAAUUACUCAGAAGCAUCAAAGAGACUUUCCAAAGAGGAAUUCAUGGCUCACUUAUAAGUAGAAUAGCAGAUAUUUCCACAGAAUUUGCAAAAACUGCACCUUCCAUCUUCUUAACAAAGCCUCCAAAGCACGAAGGACCGUUAGUUAUUCAAACACCAUGUGUCCUGGCCGAAACCUCAGCAGACUGGUUGAAGACAAAUGGAUUGAAGGCUAAAAAAUUAAACCUUUAUCAAGUUUUGGCUCCCAAUGCCUUCUCUCCUGUGGAAGAAUUUGUACCUAUUCUUAAAAAAACAGUAUCAUCAACUCUACAUGAGAAAGCAAUGCUGCAGUUGGAAUGGUAUGAUGGAACUGUGAAAAAUAUCCAUGUUGACCUGCCAUUGUUAUACAACUAUCACAAACUCCUUGCUAAAAUGGUAAGAAUCUAUGAGAAACGAAUUGACUGGCUAUCUGUUGCUAGCAGAAGAAUAUGGGGAAGCGUUUGUGAAAAGAGGGUGGUUAUACUUGUUGAUAUAUCAUUGACAAACUCUAUGUACAUCGACCAUAUCCAACACUCUUUGCGACUUCUACUUGAGGAACAAAUGGCAAAUAAGGAUUACUUCAAUAUUAUAGCAUUUGGGAGUGACGUUGUGCCUUGGCAGCUGGAAAUGGUUCCUUCCCAACCAGAAAACUUACAAAAUGCUUGGAGGUGGGUGUUGAACUUGCAAUGCAAAGGGAGUAGAAAUUUCAUGAGUGCUCUCAGGAGAGCUGUGGAAGUAGACUUCAAAGACAGAGAUAGACACGAAUCACAAGGACUUUACCUGCUGACUACUGGAAUACCUGAUCAGGAAACACACACAGUCAGUGCUUAUGUGGCUGAGGUUUGCAGAGGUUUUGAUUUGCACCUUCAUGUCUGUCUGUUCAGCGUAAUGGAGAACACUGACUCCAGUAGGGUUCUGCCCGCGCGCUAUGCUGACCCAGCUGAAACUGCCACUGCUUUUAAAGAAAUAGCACAGGCAGCCAAUGGGAGAUUUCAUUGGUUUGGAGAAACAGGUAUUUUUGAAAGUGAUGAUAUCACUAUUAUUGUGUCUGAAAUGGAAAAGGCAAAAAGCUAUUCCCAAAAGUGUGCAUUCCUAGUGGAAUCCUUAAAGCAACGUUCAGUAAAUCAUUCUGUUAAUGCAUUUAUACAAGGAGACUCAAACGUGCUUAAGAAGAAAGAGAAAAGGAGGCCACAGAAGUUGCCAGCUCCUAAACCCACAGCUCUCAGUCUGGCUCGAACGUAUAUUAAAGACAAGUAUGGUGCUGAGAGAAAUGCUUCCGUAAGAGCACUGGCAUGGCGUCCUACGAGUGUCAAAGCAGAAAUUCCACCAGUACAAUCAAUAAAAGAAUGGCCUCAGACUGAGAGUAAAAGAAAGCAUAAACCAAGACAGCAGACAGAAUUUUCUGUGUCAGUAUUUUAUACUGAUAAAGGAAAAAAUGUGGGUACAGUAUACCGAAAGUAUCCAAAGAUAAUGUGUGUGAGAAAAUCUGUUCCCUCUGUUACAUUGCCAAAAAAAGAGGACAUCUGUUCAAGCAAAGAGUGGCUGGCCAAGUACAGUAUUAAAAAGCUUAAACUGGAAUUGCCCAGACUGCUGUUUGGUCCAAGCUAUACUCACCAAAAGAAAACUGUGGAGUCUCUGCACAAGAAAGUAUCAGCAAAAUACUGCACUAUCUUCCCUAGCGUAGAAAUCAACGGGGUUGUGAAACAUCUGCAGUUUCAAUCUAAAGAACUAGAAACCUACACAGAACAACUGAAGAAAGUGUUGCAGCGCUAUAUACGAAGAAUACAGUGGCUUCUGUCAGGAAGCCGAAGGUUGUUUGGUACCGUUUUAGAAGCAAAUGUCUGUGUUUUGAUUGAUACAUCUGGUUCCAUGGACCCAUAUUUGCCACAUAUCACAAAAGAACUUGCAUCUCUUAUCUGGGAACAGCUGAGAAAUAAUGAAGUCAGGUUUAACCUACUGAGAUUUGCAGAAAAUACAGAGAGCUGGAAGGAGUGUCUUGUAGAGGCAACUAAUGAAGCAUGUCAUGAUGCUGUACAGUGGGUGUCCAAAUUCCAUGCUCAUGGUAACACAUGCAUCCUUAAGGCUUUACAGAGGGCUCUCAGUUUCCAAGGUACAGAGGCACUGUAUGUAUUGACUGAUGGAAAACCAGACACCAGUUGCAGUCUGAUUUUGAAAGAAAUUGAAAAAUUGAGAAAGAAACAAGAUAUGAAAAUCCACACCAUUUCUUUUAGCUGUACAGACAGAGGAGCUAAUGAAUUUCUGAAGAAGCUUGCUUCCCAAACAGGGGGGCGCUACCAUUGUAGUUUUGGAGAUGUGGAUGGACAAUUAGCAGCACACAGAAUGUUGACAGAGGAGCUUGAUGAUGAAGAUGAUCCAGUUUUCCCAUGCUUUGAAGGAGAUGAUUUAAAAAAACUUACUCAAGAAGUAGCAAAAGGUAGAAGUUUCUUAAAGCAGGCAGAGCGUUUGAAGUUACUACUUCAGAAAUGGAAUAUAAACCAAAAGGACAAUUCUGGCUUUUAA
Molecule: messenger RNA, 3543 nt
Organism: Apaloderma vittatum (bar-tailed trogon)
Lineage: Eukaryota; Metazoa; Chordata; Aves; Trogoniformes; Trogonidae
Gene: VWA3A
Product: von Willebrand factor A domain containing 3A
Exons: 33
Coding region: 1-3543 (1180 amino acids)
Source: RefSeq, a predicted model, not a curated record